This is a messenger RNA of Cyclocybe aegerita, 324 nucleotides long. Lineage: Eukaryota; Fungi; Basidiomycota; Agaricomycetes; Agaricales; Hemipholiotaceae. The record is from the annotation of a GenBank genome assembly.
AUGGACUCCCCGGACCGAAUCCAACCCUCUCAGACUCCGUGGCAUACAGCGCGACCCUCUCAGCUCCAAGCUCCGAUCCCUGACACGGUUCAGCCGUCCACAAGAACAACGUCUAGCACCGCUCCCAUCUACAAGGGUGUGGAUGAAGGGUACUGGCCCUCCUGUGUCUCUCGGCACACUGAAGGCCAUGACACGACUGAAUUUGCGCAAACGGAGGUCCUUGGAGACCGCGACGCCCUCGCCGAGCUCGAGGAGGGGACGCAGGACGUCCUAUCCGUUAGCAAUCACAAGACGCAGAGGCCAUACCAUCUGGAGACGCAGUAA